UCAUUCUUAUUUCGGCGGGUGAAAUACAGCGGUUGUUGGAACGGUCGUUUUCUGCAAUGGGAAAGCUUAAAGGUGGAAAAAGCUUGAGAGUUGAGAGAACGAGCCUUGAUUCAUGGCCGCCUGUACUCUGUUUUGGUUGGUCUAAGAACAAGAACAGAGACCGAUAAUUUGAUUCAGAUUUCUGGGGUUUGACGGAAUAGGGAACGGUUUCAUUGUUUUCAUUUCGGCCUGAAGGCGCAUUCACGUCUACAUGCAAUUGCAGAAGAUUGACAUCUGAUAUUAUUUCCUGGAUAUGAGUUGUGGUUGUUUUGGUGCCCCAGCAGUAGAAAAGAAAAAGUACCAUGCUUAUACUCAUCAAGAUGCAACUGAGCCAUUGCCAGGGAAUAUCAAAAUCUUCCGUUAUAAUGAACUGAAGUCUGCAACAAACAAUUUUGAUGCAAGCAAUAAGAUUGGCCGAGGAGGGUUUGGAACUGUUUACAAGGGAAUCCUCAGCAAUGGAACAAAAGUUGCUGUUAAGGCACUUUCUGCUGAAUCAAAGCAAGGAGUGAAUCAAUUCUUGGCUGAGAUUCAAACAGUGUCAAAUGUUAAGCACCCAAACCUGGUUGAGUUGAUUGGAUGUUGUGUUCAAGGAAACAAUAGAAUUUUGGUCUAUGAAUAUGUAGAAAAUAACAGCCUUGAUCGUGCAUUAUUAGGUUCUAAGAGUAAAAGCACUAAGUUAGAUUGGGAUAAAAGAUCUUCUAUUUGCAUGGGUACAGCUAGGGGUCUAAUAUUUCUUCAUGAAGAACUUGAGCCACCAAUUGUGCAUAGAGACAUCAAGGCUAGUAAUAUACUUCUUGGCAAGGACUUCAUUGCAAAAAUUGGAGACUUCGGGUUGGCUAAGCUUUUUCCAGAAAACAUAACUCAUAUUAGUACACGACUUGCUGGAACAACUGGUUAUUUGGCACCAGAAUAUGUAUUGCGUGGUCAAUUAACAAAGAAGGCAGAUGUUUACAGCUUUGGGGUUCUUACACUCGAAGUAAUUAGUGGCAGAAGCGUUGCAACAACCUGGGGAGAGAUGAAGAAGUGUCUUCUUGAAUGGACAUGGCACCUUUAUGGGGAAGGAAAAUUGUUGGAGCUGGUUGAUCCAGAGAUAGAAGAAUACCCAGAGGAAGAAGUUCUUAGGUACAUCAAAGUAGCCCUUUUUUGCACCCAAGAAACAGCAGGUAGAAGGCCUACAAUGAGCCAAGUUAUGGACAUGCUCUCAACAAACAUACGGCUCAAUGAGAAGGAACUUAAGCCUCCAGGUUUCUUUGAAGAUUCAGUGGGAACCAGUGAAAUCCCUUUAUCAACAAAAAAAUUCACAUCAACCAACUAUACCAACCAAUCGUACAGCUUUUCUCCAGUCACUAUCACUCAGGUGAUUCCAAGAUAAAGUAUCAAAUCAUGUUUCUGAGCUUGUAAGACACCAUUUGGUUCUUAUGAUUUCUGUAAAUGGUUUUGGAAGGGAAAAAUGUGAAUCAGUGAGAGAGUAGUACCUCGAUGCCCUGCAUGCCAUCUUUAAUGCUUGGGUGCUUGUUUGGAAGCUCUGUUAGUGGUUCUCUAUUGUAUUCUUUUCUCCAUCACAAGAGCUAUUUGAAAGUGCCAGUCUGUGGAAGGUUACUUAAAGUAAAGAUGUCGGUUGAAAUUGAGAAGUGUUUUUGUAAUGUAUAACAUUAGUAAUUAUAUGGAGUAAUUUAAGUAGCUUCUAGCGAUCUCUCUUCAUUGUUUUCUUCUCUUCCCUCAGAGUUCUUUGGAAGUGCAGUCACUGACAGAUCUCCACAAGAAAAGAUGUCUGUUCAAAUUGAGAAACAAAUUUCUAAAUAGUGCUUCACCAUACUUUUCUAAA
Messenger RNA from Nelumbo nucifera (sacred lotus), 1864 nucleotides. Its product is annotated as cold-responsive protein kinase 1-like. NCBI's taxonomy places the organism in Eukaryota, Viridiplantae, Streptophyta, Magnoliopsida, Proteales, Nelumbonaceae. The record is from RefSeq and is a predicted model, not a curated record. Gene Ontology annotation, biological process: protein phosphorylation. Gene Ontology annotation, molecular function: ATP binding; protein kinase activity.